Messenger RNA from Lycium barbarum (goji berry), 1874 nucleotides. RefSeq names its product extensin-like. The coding region runs from base 39 to 1580 and encodes 513 amino acids. The transcript has 2 exons. The record is from RefSeq and is a predicted model, not a curated record. Lineage: Eukaryota; Viridiplantae; Streptophyta; Magnoliopsida; Solanales; Solanaceae.
GCUUAAGAGGACAACAACUUCUCUCCUUUGUUUCAAAUAUGGGGAAAAUGGCCUCUCUAUUUGCCACUCUUUUUGUGGUUUUAGUUUCACUUAGCUUAGCUUCUGAAAGCUCAGCAAAUUAUCAAUACUCAUCUCCACCACCACCUAAGAAGCCAUACCACCCUUCACCAACACCUUAUCAUCCUGCACCAGUUUAUAAAUCUCCACCACCACCAACUCCAGUUUACAAUUCACCACCACCACCCAAGGAGCCACACUAUCCACCACACACGCCUGUUACACCGCCAACUCCAGUUUACAACUCACCUCCACCACCCAAGGAGCCACACUACCCACCACACACCCCUGUUACACCGCCAACUCCAGUUUACAACUCACCUCCACCACCUAAGGAGCCGCACUACCCACCACACACCCCUGUUACACCGCCAACUCCAGUUUACAACUCACCUCCACCACCCAAGGAGCCACACUACCCACCACACACCCCUGUUACACCGCCAACUCCAGUUUACUCACCUCCACCACAUAAGAAGCCGCACUACCCACCACACACCCCUGUUACACCGCCAACUCCAGUUUACUCACCUCCACCACAUAAGAAGCCACACUACCCACCACACAUCCCUGUAACACCGCCAACUCCAGUUUACAACUCACCUCCACCACCUAAGGAGCCGCACUACCCACCACACACCCCUGUUACACCGCCAACUCCAGUUUACUCACCUCCACCACAUAAGAAGCCGCACUACCCACCACACACCCCUGUUACACCGCCAACUCCAGUUUACUCACCUCCACCACAUAAGAAGCCACACUACCCACCACACAUCCCUGUAACACCGCCAACUCCAGUUUACAACUCACCUCCACCACCUAAGGAGCCGCACUACCCACCACACACCCCUGUUACACCGCCAACUCCAGUUUACUCACCUCCACCACAUAAGAAGCCGCACUACCCACCACACACCCCUGUUACACCGCCAACUCCAGUUUACUCACCUCCACCACAUAAGAAGCCACACUACCCACCACACACCCCUGUAACACCGCCAACUCCAGUUUACAACUCACCUCCACCACACAAGAAGCCACACUACCCACCACACACCCCUGUAACACCGCCAACUCCAGUUUACAACUCACCUCCACCACCUAAGGAGCCGCACUACCCACCACACACCCCUGUUUACAAGUCGCCACCACCGCCAACUCCAGUUUACAACUCACCGCCACCACCUAAGGAGCCGCAUUACCCACCACACACCCCAGUUUACAAGUCCCCACCACCACCCAAGGAGCCACACUACCCACCACAUACCCCAGUUUACAAGUCACCACCACCACCUACUCCAGUUUAUAAGUCCCCACCACCACCCACAAAGCCACACUACCCACCACACACCCCAGUUUACAAGUCGCCACCACCACCAGUGAAGCCAUACCAUCCUUCACCAACACCAUACCAUCCUGCACCAGUAUAUAAGUCUCCACCACCACCUACUCCAGUCUACAAGUCUCAUCCACCACCCCACUAUCUUUACACUUCUCCUCCUCCUCCCUACCAUUACUAGAAGAAGACUUCAUUCUUCAUUAAGUUUGAGGACAAGCAGAAUGGUCAGCCAAGAGAAAUGCAUUUUCAUUUUCGAGAGACAAUGAAAAUGUCGCACGAAAAGGAAGAAGACAAAAGAGUAAACAAUAAGCCCCACAGAUGGCGAAGUUCUUUUGUAGCUUCAUGUUUUAUAAGUUAGUGAUAUAUUUGUACCCUAUUUAUAUUUUCCUUCUAUGCCUUUGUGUGUGUUUCCUCAGUUUCGAUCUCCUUGCAAAAUGCAGAGAUUAUGAGAUGAAUAAAAUAAGUUAUUAUUAUA